UCAAGCGGUCCCGAAGUCCUGCUGAACACCUCUUCUCCCAAAGGUCGGAGCCACUGAAGGCAGGGCUACCGCCGGGAGCUGUCAAACUGAUUGGGGGUGGGCCAUCCUGGGCUUUGAUAAGUCGCACGCUCCAGGGUCCCGCCCAGUCGACCGGCCAGGGCUCUGGGACCCGAGGCACUCCAGCGGCAUGGCUCCCACCGGCACAUCAAGGAGAUCCCGACGGAGGCGGCUUGUUUUGAGGCCGUGGCAGAAAGAGGCUCUGCAAGCGUCGUUUCAGCAGAACCGGUACCCUGGCAUCACCACCAGAGAACGACUGGCCCGAGAGCUAGACAUUCCAGAGUCCAGGGUCCAGGUGUGGUUCCAGAACCAGCGCACGAGACAGCUCAGGCAGAGCCGAUUGGGGUCUGCAAACGCCCAAGUGGAAGGGCCAUCGUGUGGACAGGAACAGCCUCCAGCUUGGACUCCAGGUGAGUCCCCAGCAUACCAAACGGGUCCCUUCAGGAGCUUCUCCUUCACACAGGAACGGGUCUGCGUGGGCUUGUCAAGGGUUUGGCAAGAGGGCUUAGGAAAGGAACCCCUAUUACCGUGUUGCCCCUGCCUUUCGUGUUCCCAGCGAUGGACACUGUGUUUACACCGCCUCUUGGGCAGGUGCGUUGUUGGGCUGGGACAGAAAGGCUUUGAGUCUUCUUGUCCUGAAAGUGCCAGAAAGGACGGAGUCCUUUUCUUGGGUCACCUCAGGCUGAGAGAAUGUUUCCCAAAGGAGGGCAGGAGAAGACGGAUAGCCAUUUCUCCAUCCCAAACCAGUCUCCUCCUUCAAGCCUUUGAGAAGAACCCAUUUCCUAGCAUUUCUACCAGAGAACACCUGGCCAGACUCACAGGCCUCCCGGAAUCCCGCAUUCAGGUCUGGUUCCAGAACAGAAGAGCUCGGCACCCAGGGCAGAGCAGAAGUGGCCCCGCGAAUGACCGGGCGGCAAACCAGGAAGCCAUUCCUCACCUGACUGUCGCGGGGGACCCCGGCCCCCUGCCCGGUGUCCCCGAAUGCUCUGAGCUUCUGGCUCCUUCCAAUCCUCUGGGAAGCAUGCAGGCUCUUGCUGCAGUGAUGCUUCCUGAUCUCUCCAUGGGCUUUGCCCCUCUGGUUUCCUGUGGGGGCCUUGGGAGCCAGUCCCUGGGGGCCACUACGGCCCCGCCCACCCAAGCCUGGCAGGGAGGAAGCAACUCUCCCACUCCUGAAGCCAUGAGGAGCCAUUCCCUGAUGGGACCGACUCUGGGAGGGUCCCUCUCAGCUCGUCACGCACAUCUUUGUCCCCUGACCCAAGGGGAAUGCCAGCGGCAACAGGAGCACCCUGGCAUGGCACCCCUGCCCUUCCAAGAUGACAAUCCCCUGCCUCCAGAUGACAAUCCUUGCCAACCCGUGCAGGAGGCAGGGCCCUUGGGUAGCCACUAUGCCCCGCAGUGGUUGGGCGAGGUGUCCCGACUUGUCGUGAGCACAGGACAGGCUCCGGAUGCAGCAGUUGGGCAGCCUGCACACGCUGAGACCCCUGGCUGGCGGUGGCAGGCACCCCCUACCGCUGGGCUCUCUGUUGCCCUGGACCCACAGCACCCAUCUUCUGCAGAAGCCUCAAGUUUCUUAGAGGAGCUUCUAUCAGCCACAGAGAGGGAGGAAGACACACAGCCUUUUCCGAGUGGGCAUCUGCGGCAGGAGGAGCCUCCGGGACCCCUGGAAGCACCCCUCAGUGAGGACGAGUUUCAGGCCCUGCUGGCCAUGCUGCACGAUUCCACAUGGCCUCAGUCCUAGGACCAGGGAGGCCUCGUCCUCCCCACUCCCCAUUCCUUUUCCGAGAGGCAGUCCUUACGGGACAGCAAGGCCAAGGAACAGGAAGCAAUGCUCAUGCUCCAGAGGAAGCCCGAGGCCUAAAGGAGCAACUGUCUCUUGGAAAGAAAGAAGGGCGUUCCUCAAUGCCCCGUGGACGGGGCUCCGUGGCAUUCCCGAUGGUCAUCAAUCUCCACAAGGCACCUGAAGGCUUCAAGGACACUGGGCAGUUUACACCCUCCACGACACCUGACUGACCACUGGCGGGACACACACCGGCCCUCCUCCCUGCCAUCACCCUCGACUCUGGGGCCAGGGAAACCCUGGCCCUGGCAGCAAACCCAAGCAAG
This is a messenger RNA of Lutra lutra (Eurasian river otter), 2160 nucleotides long. Its product is annotated as double homeobox protein 4-like protein 4. The transcript is spliced from 5 exons. The record is from RefSeq and is a predicted model, not a curated record. Gene Ontology annotation, molecular function: DNA binding. The coding region runs from base 188 to 1795 and encodes 535 amino acids. Lineage: Eukaryota; Metazoa; Chordata; Mammalia; Carnivora; Mustelidae.